GACUGGAAGAAGCCCGCAAGGAACAAGCGGCUCAGUCCGAGCAGCGGCAGAGCGAGAGUGAGGAGCCAAGCAGCAGGCACGAGACCACGUCCACAUCCACAGAUCUCUCGGAUACGGAUCUGCACGACCCGGAUGCCUGCUGCGCCCAAAGCUGCAGCUCUCCAUCCAGCCAAGGCUGUCAAGCCUGCUGUUCAAGAACUUGGGCCACCGCGCGUGUUCCGCUGAGGCAGUUCGUGUUGCCGGUUCGCCUGGCCUUUGGCAAUCGACGGCUCCGUCGACUUUGGUUCGCCGGAUUCUUGCUGAUGUUCGCCGGCCAGCUGGUCAUGGACAUUGGCGGGCAAUACUUCAAUCAGUCGAUGGGGCUCAUCCCCUACGGCACGAAGCAGGAGAUCAUCACGGUCGCGGUCCUGACGAUGAUCCCAGGCCAGCUGCUGGCGAUCCCCGGGAACCUCAUCACCGGCUACCUCUCGAAACGCGGAGGGCCGCUGUUCCUGCUGCGCCGGAUGAUCCCUUUGUCUUCCUUCCUGGUCACCGUCGGAGCCCUGAUGGCGGAGGUUCGGCAGAUGUGGUUCAUUGCCGUGGUCGUGAUCUGUCUGAACUACGCCGGCCUCCCGAAUGUUCCGCUCAUGCGCUUGGCCUCCGGGGUCGCGCCGCCUGGUCGCGUGGGUGAGGCGCUGAGCUCCAUCGGCAUCGCAGCCCAGCUCGCCAGCCUCAUCGGCAAUAUUGCCGUGGCGAUCCUGAACCGAUGGCUCAUGAGCACGGAUCUCUACGAUCCUCUUUGGAUCUACUAUCCCGUGUGCGGCACACUCUCGCUCUGCGCGAUCAUCCCGCUGAUCGGGACUCCCCGUGGCGGUUGGGGCUCCGCAAGCGGUGACCUGCAGGAACAGUUCAUGGCUGUCGUCUAUGCGCACAAGGCGAUGCAGCGAUGGAAGAAGGAGGUGGCACGUCGACGGGAACACGGCGAGUUAAAGCCUAAACCGUAA
This is a messenger RNA of Symbiodinium sp. CCMP2456, 983 nucleotides long. The record is from the annotation of a GenBank genome assembly. Lineage: Eukaryota; Dinophyceae; Suessiales; Symbiodiniaceae.